GACAGAGACGACAGAGACAGAUAAUGAGAAUGAGAAUGUGAGUGUGGGCCGGAAAAAACCACUCUGUUCAAACAGGCAUCCUGAGAGGUGGCACCUGAUGGCCUCACUGACAGACGCCAGAAUCCUAAGGGAGGAGCCAUCUCCAGUGGCGCUGGGGGUGUCCCGACCUCCCCUCCCUGCCUUUAUCCGGCCUCACCUUCAAACCGGCUUGCGCCCGCACCCCCUUCCUCUCCAUGGGGUGCAGGCACUCGGAACUCUUCCAGCCCUCUUCUAACCGGGUGGGGGAGGUGCGUCCCUAGCCCAGCCACAGAGUGCUGGGAGCAGCUUUCUGCUCAGUUUGUUUUUUUUUUUUGUUAACUAGGGUGGUCUUAUGGUGACACCCCCCCCCCCACACACACACCUGUACCAAUGCUCCCUCCUAACCGCGCCUGGCCUUGGGGCCGGGCUGCUCUCUGGGCAGCAUCUGGGUGGUCCCUAGCACGCCUGGAAGCUGCUCAGGUCGCACCACCCCUCCCCUGGGGCCCAGCCCUGGGAUGGAAAGGGGCGUGUGUUUCUUUAAAGGGGCCGGCUCGGCGGGAGCACGGGGGUUUGCCCGGCUCUUCCUUCCAGGCCAUCCUAGAUCCCGAAGUCGUCCUUGUGCUUGGGUCUGACAGCCUCUGACCACGACAGCUGGUGAGGAGCCGGCUGAGGACGUUUACCUCAGGGCCCCAGCUUUGCCCGGGACACCCUGGCACUGCCACCAUGGGAGCCUCAGUGGGCCUGCUGCUCCUGAGCCUGCUGCUCCUGCUGCCCUGCAUCCCCGGCCUGCCCUUCUACAAUGGCUUCUACUAUAGCCCCGGUGGCAGGAACCUGGGCAGUGGCCACAAGGAAGGCCUUUUCAAUGGAGUAAAGCUGGUGGUGGAGACACCCGAGGAGACCCUGUUCACACACCGUGGUGCCAAUGUGACCUUGCCCUGCCGCUACCACUACGAGCCGGCCCUGGCGUCCUUGAGGCCUGUGCGCAUCAAGUGGUGGAAGCUAUCGGAGAAUGGAGCCCCGGAGCAGGACGUGCUGGUGGCCAUCGGGCAGAGGCACCGCUCCUUCGGGGACUACGAAGGCCGUGCGCACCUGCAGCAAGACCGGGAGCGUGAGGCCUCGCUGGAGCUGCAGGACCUGCGGCCUGAGGACUCCGGGCGCUACCGCUGCGAGGUCAUCGAUGGGCUGGAGGAUGAGAGUGGUGUGGUGGAGCUGGAGCUGCGGGGUGUGGUCUUUCCCUACCAGCCCCCCCAGGGCCGCUACCAGCUUAACUUCCAUGAGGCCCAGCGGGCCUGUGAGGAGCAGGGUGCAGUGGUGGCCUCCUUUGAGCAACUCUUCCGUGCCUGGGAGGAGGGCCUGGACUGGUGCAAUGCUGGCUGGCUACAGGAUGGCUCUGUGCAAUAUCCUAUCACUCUGCCACGGGAGCCCUGUGGGGGCCUGGGUCUGGCACCUGGUGUGCGCAGCUACGGCCCCCGCCACCACCGUCUGCACCGCUAUGAUGUGUUCUGCUUCACUGCUGCCCUCAAGGGGCAGGUGUACUACCUGGAGCACCCCGAGAAGCUGACGCUGACAGAGGCCCGAGAGGCCUGCCGGGAAGACAGUGCCCACAUUGCCACGGUGGGCCAGCUCUUUGCUGCCUGGAAGUUCCGUGGCUUGGACCGCUGCGAUGCCGGUUGGCUGGCAGAUGGUAGCACCCGCUACCCAGUGGCUCACCCCCGCCCCAACUGCGGGCCCCCGGAGCCUGGGGUGCGGAGUUUCGGAUUCCCGGACCCACAGAGUCGCUCCUACGGCGUCUAUUGCUACCGCCAGAGCUAGGCUGCAUCAAGUCUAUGGCUACUACCCUCCUUCUCAGCUCUGUAUUUAUGGACUGGUUCCUAUUCCCUUGUGGUUUGAGACACUUUUUGCAUUUUUUUAUACUUUCUGACUUAAAGUUUAGAAGUAUUAUUUCCUGGUAAUAGCAACUCCCAGCUCCUUGGACGCCUCAGGUUCUCCAGGCUCUCAGAAGGGUCUCUGCCAUCAGAUCCUAGGCUACCUCCAUGCCCCGCCUCAGCCUGGGGAAGCAAAGGGUCCAAGGGUGGGGUGGGAGAGUCUUUCAUUUCCAGAGUGGCUCCCUAGGUCUCUGGGCGAAACCCUCUCCGCUUUCUUCUGGUUCCAGAACCUGUGUUGUUUUUAUGUUUCCCUCUUUGGGGGCUGUUGGGUCUUUGGAUAAUAAAUGGUGC
Molecule: messenger RNA, 2234 nt
Organism: Octodon degus (degu)
Lineage: Eukaryota; Metazoa; Chordata; Mammalia; Rodentia; Octodontidae
Gene: Hapln3
Product: hyaluronan and proteoglycan link protein 3
Exons: 5
Coding region: 742-1830 (362 amino acids)
Biological process (GO): cell adhesion
Molecular function (GO): hyaluronic acid binding
Source: RefSeq, a predicted model, not a curated record